CUAACAUCAACCUCCGCUGGAAAUUAUAGUUCCUUCAAUCAAUUUUCGUUUCGCUGUAACUAUACAUAGUAUAUCUAGACUGAUAGACGUUAACAACCAUUGUGCGCUUCCUGAUUCUACUCGUCCAUUUUCAUUGGCAGACGCUGACGGAAAAACUCUUGACUCCCCUGGGCACAUGAAACUGGACACCCGAGCGUUUGAGGCCCCUCUUUCCAUGCGGAGGAAUACAUUGUUGCUGCUCACAAUGUGGAUGGAGGUGGUCAAGAUGUCUACUAGAAGAAUGAAUUCACUUCAAUUGUAACAACAUAAAGGAAGUCGUGGCGCGAGACUGUUUGUAUACUGACGUGCAACAUUGUAUUUGUGACGUCGGUGUUUUGAAGAAGGAUGUCAAAGCAGGAAUAAGACACAUUGUUGCGGCCAUCCAACGCUUUUAAUGUGCCGUACCUCAAAUUCUUUCAAGUUUUAUGGUUUUUCCCUACGAGACUCAACCUUUCUUUUUUAACUACUGGAUGAAGACAUCUGAUAAUCGGAGGGUGCUUUAAAGACAGAGGGGUAUGACCGAGCCACACCAGAGAAUGACUACAGUGGGAACUGAUAAGGAACUCAGCGACCUGUUGGAUUUUAGUGCGAUGUUUGCGCCCCCUGUGGCCAAUGGGAAAAAUAGGCCAACCACACUUGCCAGCAGUCAGUUUGGUGGUUCAGGAAUGGAUGAACGUAGUAGCCCAUGGACUGCUGGGGAUCAAAACAGUCCCUCCUUCAACCAGGUACAGAACUAUGGAGAGGGCUCUCACUUCAAUGAACAUGAUGGACUCUCUUCCCCAUUCCUUGGCACAGGGAUUAGUGGUAAGAAUGAAAGGGCUCCAUACUCUUCCUUUGGAGGCCAGCCAGGGUUCCUGCCCUCAGACAUCGCCAUGCACUCUGCAGAUGCCAUGUCCCCAUCCGGCCUGAAGUCCAGCUCACAGGUCUACCCCUCAUACCCCAACAACCCUCGGAGACGCACCUCAGAUGGAGGCAUGGACCCCCAACCAAAAAAGAUUCGAAAGCCACCAGGAUUGCCAUCUUCUGUUUACGCUGCCACAUCUGGGGAUGAAUUUAUUCGCGACAGUGCUGCCUACCCAGGCUCCAAACCUGGCUCUGUGUACCCAGGAUCUUUUUACAUGCAAGAGGGCCUCCACUCCUCUUCGGACCCAUGGGCCCCCUCCGGAUCUUUAGGUCAGUCAGGUUACACGGCCAUGUUGGGCAAUUCACCACACACCAGUCAACCAGGCUCCUUUUCUGCCAUCAACCCACAAGACAGGAUGAACUAUCCUCUGCAUGGAGCGGACAUCAAUGGUUUCCAGUCGGGCUCCGCAGCCUACAGUCACACGUCCUCUAUGAAUGGAUCAGACAGCCUUUUGGCCAGUAGAGGCUCGGUCACUGGCAGCUCAGGAGAUGAGAUUGGAAAGGCUCUUGCUUCGAUCUACCCUUCGGACCAUAACAGCAACAAUUUCUCCACUCCUUCCACUCCUGUGGGCUCCCCUCAGGGCAUUGCAACAGGUGCAGCUCAGUGGCCGAGAGGCUCUGGCCAGACUGCUCUGUCUCCUAACUAUGAGGGGGGACUACAUGCAUUGAACAAAAUGGAAGACCGACUGGAGGAGGCUAUUCAUGUCCUGCGCAGUCAUGCGGUGGGUCAAUCACCGGGUAUUCCUGGAGCCCACGGCGACAUGCACAGCCUACUGAGUGCAGUCUCGACUUCCAGUGGAGCCAUUGGGGGGCUUCCUCAGACUUACUCAAACCCUGGACUGCCCCUCAGUAACAGACACCCUGUCAUGGCUGGAAGCCACCACGAGGACCACGCAUGCCUUCCUCCCAGCAGCACUCUAUUGCAGUCAGCUCAUGCUUCAGGCACCCCAUCGCCCGGAGGAGCUCCAGAGGGGUUCAGCAGUUUGCCUGGAGGCCUGGCUCAUGCCACACAAUCUUCGAACAAGUCUGACGUUAAGAGGGAAGACAAGGAAGAUGACGAGAACUCCUCCGUGGCCGAUAAGUCCGAGGAAGAGAAGAAAGAAAGUAAACCGCCUCGCCCCAGACCAAGAAAGGACGUGUUUUCCCAUCAAGCCCUUUCAAGUGUAUCAGACCAGGGAGAAGAUCAAGACAAUGAAGAUGACGAGGACUUGCCGCCGGAGGUGAAAAUUGAACGGGAGAAGGAGCGGCGAGUGGCUAAUAAUGCACGUGAGCGACUGCGUGUGCGUGACAUUAACGAGGCCUUCAAAGAGUUGGGCCGCAUGUGCCAGCUGCACCUGAGCAACGACAAACCCCAGACUAAACUGCUCAUCCUGCACCAGGCCGUCAACGUCAUACUAAACCUGGAGCAACAAGUCCGAGAACGCAACCUGAACCCCAAAGCUGCAUGUUUGAAGCGACGUGAGGAAGAGAAGGUGUCCGGGGUGGUUGGAGACACUCCGAUGCAGCUGUCCGGACCUCAUUCGGGCCUGGGAGGAGAUGGGCGCAACUCUGUCAGUCACAUGUGAUGCGAUUCAGUGAAAUUUCUUGAGCUCUUUGAAGAAGUGACCUUCAAUCUCUUCCACCGUUCUCCUCCUCCCUGUGUGCAUAUAGUGACUCGGAAAGCAUAUCAUCCAAGAAAUACAGAGGUGCACCCUUCAGACUGUUGGAUACACAAACCUUCUGCCAAAACUGACACCGCAGAUCACUCCAGACCACAAUUACUAGCACAAAUGUGAAGAACUCUUGGUCAGUUUUUUUGUAUUUUUCUGCUUCCCUACAAUGACGGAUCAUAGGAAUCGAUGUGUUCAGACCACAACUGGCAUUUAUCCACUGCAGAGAGAGUCACUUUGAUUGAGACGAGACUUGUGUCAACGAACGUCAAAUUUAAUCAAGGAUUUGUGCCUAAUUGUUACGUUUUAUAUAAGACAAAACUGCUUACUUGUGUGGAACAAAGUAGUUUGGGAGUUGCUUGUAUAGGAGCGGAUUUUUUUAACAUGGUUUGUCAUUCCCAACUGAAAGGUACAGUCUUACAUGCGUUGUGUAACUGAACCCCAUGAGAGGUGGGGAGAACCUGUGGUGCUUUUGAGGACUUUGUAUCCCAGCAUGCCUCUGCUCUGUGGGCCAGGGCUCUUCCAGAAUGGGAGAAAAGCACACUGGUCAUCACGGCUCUCCAGACUGUUUGAAACAGGAGAUUUGUUUUGCAUCCCCUGCAUCACGCAUCAUCUGAUGUUAUUCAGCUCUUACAAUGCCAUUGACUUCAGUUUAGGAUAGUUCAACCAAUCAAAAGAAAUAUGAACGGACAUUUUUGGAGCUGCCUGCCACAUUGUACAGGAGCGUCAACUUCUGUUACCAAGACAGAAACAAUGCUUGGAUUCCAGAUGUUGUGUUUGUUAGGCCACGUCCACACCAAGUAUUCAAAUGAGUAUUCGAAAAUAUUUUCGGCAGAGAAAAAUGACAUUUCAUUGUAGAUGGAUGGCAUAAACGUAGCGACAUUGAUGUGUUUUCCAAUUAAAACAUAUUAGUAGGCCACGUCUACACACUUAUCCAUUUAAGUUUGAAAACGGCAUUUGUUUUCAAAGUAUGCAGUUUUGGAUAUUGUUUUCAGAAGUCCAUUUUCGUUGGAGAAAAACACCAUUUUAGUGUCUAUAAGAAGCGUAAACUUGGUGAAAAUGCAUUGUGUGGAUGUGGUUUAAGUUUUGAAGCAAAAUUUUCACCAUUUGUAAGCCCAUUGUUUAUUUUAUUUGUUUUGCCAGGAUAUUUACAAUCAUCACUCACUCAUAUUAAAGGCUCAUUGUGGAUGUUGCCAAAAGUCUGCAACCUGAACACACAUCCACCUCACACAUAUGUAAUGGAUGUUAUUUCAAUUUGAGACAAAUGUAUGAAUAUAUAUAUCUAAAUAAAUAUAUAUAUUUUUGUUAAUCUAUACAUAGUAGAUUUCUAAAUAACAAAAAUGUAUUAGUUUUAAGUGUAGAGUCUAUAGUGCAAGUGAACGCUCAGAGACACGUAUGAUCGAAAUGGACCAUGCAUUUUCAGAAGACCCUGCAUAUAUUUUCGGAAACCUAAUGGAUGCUCCAGAAUAACUCUAUUCUCAAAAAUUAAAUGAUAGAUAUUUGAUUAAUGAUUGAGGGUGCUUCAAUGUGAGUAAUUCUUUGAAGCCAUGUUUCCUGCUUUAAGCAAAAAGCUUGGUGUUCGGCAAUGGUGUAGUCCGUCAGGCAACGUUUGCCAAUACAAUUAAAUUUCAGUCUCGCCUACGCAUAUAAUGCAACUUGUUUGAAUGUAAUAUUCAAAUGUAUAGCACUCGCAAAGUCUCCAUCAGACUGGCUUACUGUGAGUUCAGUUGAUCAUUCUUAUCGUCAUUUCAAGGUAUACAUCCCACACAGUCAGUGUGCAGCUUCACAAAUGUUUCUUGUUCACUGGAUGUCAUUAUGUGCGUGAGAAGAUGCACCAGAUUGUUUGAUAUGUAUGUAUGGUAAAAUUGGUGUUAAAACCUGUGUAAUUGUCAAUGUCCACAGUGGAUAUAAUUUCAAACAUUUUAUCAUAUUCCAGAGGAGGUUGUUCUAAAGCAUAAUGGAAGCAUAAUAUCAAUUCUUGAUAAAAAGAUAUAAAUUGUUGAAUGUUUAUAUAUUGUGGCCUUCUCAAGACUCAUAUUUGAGAGUGAUGCCUUGUCAGUGCCUAAACUUUUUUUGUAAACUUGACCAUUUGUUAUUAUUUGAAAACUCAAAAAUGGCUCAUCCAGAUUUCUUUUUUUUUACUCAUAGAUUGUUUUCUGGAAGUAGUGGCAAAUCUUUUGUAUUCAUUACAAUUCUGUGUUUGUGCACGCUUUUGGCAGUUUUAGGUUCUUGUCACGUUUUGGUAUGACUAGACUUUGGUUUUGAGAUGUUGAUGUCACUAGUCCUGUGAUUUAAGCACACCAGAAAGGGGAUCUUCAUUGAUUCAUCAAAGGUAGUAGGAGCCUGACAACUCUAGACUAUUAAAAGUUAUUCUCAUUGCGUCCAGCUAAUACCAUCCAAUUUUGAAAAUAUCCAUGUAAUUUCCUGUCCACAGUUUCAUCUGUUACUUUUCCAAAUCAAAAAGUUUUUUAAUCCCACCCCUUGAAUGUAUAACCGUGUGAACAUUUGAAUGACAUAUUCAUUGCACACCCCUUCAUAGUCAAAAUGAUUCCCAUCAUUAUUACCACGUGUGUGAAUUUUACACAACCUGGUGUCUUGCAGUUGCAGUAGGAACAUGAACAAUACUGCUGUUUUGUCUUCUUUUUUAUUUUAAUUUUUUUGUCUUUGUUUUUAUAAAUAUACAUAUAAAGUAGGUAUUGAGAACUGUCCUGUAUAUAACAGUAAUGUAGCAAUAAAUGUGCCAUUUUUUUUUUUUUUUUUUAAAUAACGGAAUUAUCCUUUUUUUUUUUUUUUUCAAUGUCUUGCUUUGGAUCUUGUA
Molecule: messenger RNA, 5409 nt
Organism: Xyrauchen texanus (razorback sucker)
Lineage: Eukaryota; Metazoa; Chordata; Actinopteri; Cypriniformes; Catostomidae
Product: transcription factor E2-alpha-like
Exons: 21
Coding region: 555-2507 (650 amino acids)
Biological process (GO): regulation of transcription by RNA polymerase II
Cellular component (GO): transcription regulator complex
Molecular function (GO): DNA-binding transcription factor activity, RNA polymerase II-specific; protein dimerization activity; RNA polymerase II cis-regulatory region sequence-specific DNA binding
Source: RefSeq, a predicted model, not a curated record